GGCAAGGACUGGAGUGGACAAUUGAACUGCAGACUGUGUAGUUGUCCAGGGCAGAGCUGGUAAAAGGUCACAUUUUUCCUGAUGGAGAGAUGGCUCUGGUGAGGAGUACUCUGAUCGCUGUCUGCCUAGUGACAGCCUUCUUCAGGAUCGCGGUAUCAGAUGAGGCUCCAGUGGUGACAGUGAAGGGUGGCACUUUGAGGGGGGAGUACGCACGGGUCAAGGGCACGGAGCAGGUGGUGGAGGCAUUCCUGGGUGUCCCCUUUGCCAGUCCCCCCGUGGGCCCUCUGCGAUUUGCCAAGCCCCAGCCCGCUCUGCCCUGGAAGGGGGUGAGAGAUGCCACACAUCAGCCUAACAUGUGCCUUCAGGACUCUAACUUUAUACGACUUACAGCAGAGGCUUUACACUUUAAUCACACUAUUCCACCUGCAUCUGAGGACUGCUUAUAUCUCAAUGUGUAUGCCCCCUCAAAUCUCACCGCAGGAGAGAAAGCACCGGUAAUGGUGUGGAUUCAUGGAGGCGGUCUGAUGAUGGGGUGUGCAGCCCAGUACGAUGGUGCUGUUCUGGCUGCCUAUCAGGGUGUGGUCGUGGUUGUCAUUCAGUAUCGCCUGGCGAUUCUGGGCUUCUUCAGCACGGGAGAUGAACACGCCCCUGGAAAUUGGGGUUUUUUUGACCAACUUGCUGCCCUCCAGUGGGUUCAGGACAACAUUGAAAGCUUCGGCGGGGACCCAAAGUCAGUCACCAUCUUCGGCGAGUCAGCAGGCGGGAUUAGCGCCUCCAUUCUUAUGCUUUCUCCAUUGUCGACUGGUUUGUUUCACAAGGCAAUCCUUCAAAGUGGAGUGGCCACCGUGGGCAGCUUCUCUCAAGCAAAGCUACACAGCGUGGCAAAUCUGGCAGGAUGCAGCCAUAAUGCCACAGAGCAGCAGGUGCAGUGCUUGAGGCAGAAGACUGUGGAAGACAUCUUGAAUGCGACCGCAAAUCUGAAGGUCUUCCUUUGGGGUGUCGUGGAUGGAGUGUUUCUGAAAAAAACAAGUGAAGAGCUUUUAAAAAACAAGGAAUUCCUCAGGGUUCCGGUGCUUAUGGGAGCAACUGACGAUGAAUUUGGCUGGCUCCUCCCAAUGACAUUUUCUCCUCCUAGCUGGGAUAAGGGUAUGGAUAAACAGACAGUUAUGAAAACAAUGAACUUCUUCUUUCCAAAUGUGGCUGCUAACGAGCUGAUUGCCCAGGAGUACCUCCGUGAUGCACAGACUCCAGAAGCCAUCCGAGAUGGCUUCACAGAAAUGAUGGGGGACCGGUUCAUGGUUCUGCCUAUCAUCAAAGUUGCUAAGUACUACAGAGAUGCUGGUGUCCCAGUGUACCUGUACGAGUUUCAACACAGACCAGAAGCGCACAAGAGCAGGCCAAGCUUUGUGAAGGCAGAUCACGCUUCUGAUGUUGGUUUUGUCUUCGGAGCCUGUUUCUUUGAGGGCUCGGUCACAGUUACAGGUAAUAUCACAACAGAAGAGGACGAGUUAUGCAGAACGACGAUGGAAUACUGGGCUAACUUUGCCCGGACUGGCUCACCCAAUGGUGCGGGGCUGGUGCAGUGGCCAGUCUAUGGAGAGACUGAAGAGUACCUGAAGUUGGACCUCACACAAUCAGUGGGACAGAAACUCAGGCAGAAUAGGGUGCACUUCAUGGAUGUCGUCCUCCCUCAGCUGUUGGCCAAACUCCCACCGAGCCCUGAUGCUCCCUGAAAAGACUGGUUCAGAUCGUUAAAGCAAAAUUUAUUUUGCUUUUAGAAAUGUUGUUCUCAAUGAAUAAAUGAGUUUUAGGCCAUCCUAAAGAGAAAGAGUCAACAUGUCUCAUCUUAAUAAUAGAGCCAACAGAUAAGACAGAUAUUGCUCAACCAAUUCAUAUCGCUUUGUUAUGGAAACAGUUGUUUCAUUUGUUAACUGCAGUUUUGAUGUGUUUUAUCUCUGUAUGGGGAAGUUAUAAACCUGGCUCUCACAGUUACACAAACUAGACACUUUUUGAUAAGAGCAACCUGGCAAUUCCUUGCCUGACCAACACGUGCAACUCAAAAUUUCAUUCAAGUUAUUUUCGUUAUUAUCUAGAGAAAGUUUUUUUUUUUUUUUUGAGAUUUCAAGACAAUCUUGUUAUCUCUUGUUAUCUAUCUGUUAUAACGUGUUAAUGACAUAAAUAUCUCAAGCUGGCAAAAAAAAAAAGAAAAUUAUCCCGUUAAAACGGGAAAACAGAGCAAAUAAAAUGUAUAAAAACAUG
Molecule: messenger RNA, 2259 nt
Organism: Conger conger (European conger)
Lineage: Eukaryota; Metazoa; Chordata; Actinopteri; Anguilliformes; Congridae
Gene: ces3
Product: carboxylesterase 3
Exons: 14
Coding region: 90-1733 (547 amino acids)
Source: RefSeq, a predicted model, not a curated record